CUCCGACUCUCCAAUUCUUUUUCGUGAGCGUUCAGCUGUGGUUGAUAUGGGGAGUGAUUGUGCGAAGUGCUGUUUACCUGGUUGAUGGUAUUCACAGAUCUAGCUGAUGGACUUGGUCACUCUAGCCGUCGAUGACUUAGUGGUGAACAUGGCAGUCUGCAAUGGUCAAUCACGGUCUUUUGAAGGCCAAUUUCAGAUAUAAUAAGGACCGCAAUGGCGUUAAACACCAACUACCCAGCAACAGAGCAAGUAUCUCCCACCGAACAGCAAUACAAAGCCCCAUCAUGGAACCUGUGGAACCUGCUUACCAAAAAGUGUUUGACCCCAAUCUUCCAAUUCACAAACACUAUAUUCCAAAGAAGCUGGUGAAAGAUGAGUCUAAGCUUGAUAACGCAAUUAUUGGACUUUUUGGAGCCUGGGACUUUAGCUUCGUCAAUCGCUACGACGCAAAAGAGGAAAUGAUCACAGUCGAAACAAACGAUGAUCAAUCGAUAAACGUGAAAGAGUACCUGCAAAAGCUGGGAGUUCUGGAACAAGACUAGACUGCUCGAUAGUGAGAAUUGAAG
Messenger RNA from Fusarium redolens, 566 nucleotides. RefSeq lists its product as uncharacterized. NCBI's taxonomy places the organism in Eukaryota, Fungi, Ascomycota, Sordariomycetes, Hypocreales, Nectriaceae. The record is from RefSeq and is a predicted model, not a curated record. Bases 162 to 542 code for a protein of 126 amino acids. The transcript has a single exon.